AUGGUGUUGUAUCAACCAUCCACAUUUACAACUAAUUUGGUUUCGAGUUUGCUGUUGCUUGGGUUGAUGCAGUUAUGUGUGAUUGAAUGUCGAAGACAUGUAUUGUCAGGGUCAGAAGUAACGUACCCUGCAAUUAACUGCCGAAAACAUACUGCAUUUUUGACAGAUUUUGGAGGUAAAGGUGACGGUGUAACAUCAAACACAGCAGUUUUCCAAAAUGCUGUUAAGAAUCUUAGUCAGUAUGGAGAUGACGGCGGUGCACAACUUAUUGUACCACCCGGAAAAUGGCUUACUGGUAGCUUCAAUCUCACUAGCCAUUUCACUUUGUUCAUCCAAUUCGGUGCAGUUAUUCUUGCUUCCCAGGAUGAAGGUGAUUAUCCGUUAGUUGAACCAUUGCCUUCGUAUGGUCAAGGAAGAGAUGGACCGGGAGGAAGGUUUAGCAGUCUCAUAGGUGGAUCACACCUUACUGAUGUUGUUAUCACAGGUGAUAAUGGCACGAUUGAUGGGCAAGGUUCGAUAUGGUGGACAAAGUUUCAUGAAAAGAAAUUAAAGAACACAAGGCCAUACCUUAUUGAGUUAACAUACUCAACGCAAAUCCAAAUAUCCAACCUCACUCUAAUUGACUCGCCAUCAUGGUUUGUUCAUCCAGUGUAUAGCAGUGAUAUUAUAAUUCAAGGUUUAACUAUUACUGCGCCCAUAGAUUCUCCUAAUACAGAUGGUAUCGAUCCAGACUCUUGUAAAAAUGUCAAAAUCCAGGAUGUGUAUGUGGUGUCCGGAGAUGACUGUAUAGCCGUGAAAAGUGGAUGGGAUGAAUAUGGCAUUAAAUUUGGGAUGCCAACAGAACAGAUGAUCAUAAGAAGGCUAACUUGCAUUUCACCUGAUAGUGCAGUGAUUGCACUUGGAAGUGAAAUGUCAGGUGGCAUAAAAGACAUUAGAGCUGAAGAUAUUAGCGCUAUCAAUUCUGAGUCUGGGAUCAGAAUUAAAACUGCUCCCGGAAGAGGAGCCUACAUUACAGACAUCUUUGUGGACGGAAUGAAUCUGCAAACAAUGAAGUACGUUUUUUGGACCACUGGGGCCUACGGUCAGCACCCUGAUCCUGGUUAUGACCCAGAGGCACUCCCAAAAGUUGAUAGGAUUAAUUAUAGAAAUGUGGUUGCUAAAAAUGUGACAAUGGCUGGAAAUAUGGGUGGGAUUGAGGGUGAUCCGUUCACUGGGUUUUGUCUUUCAAAUGUUACUAUUGGGUUGAGUGAGAAGCCAAAGAAAUUGCAAUGGAACUGUACAGAUAUAUCUGGUGUGUCAAGUAACGUGACACCUCAAAUAUGUGAGUUUUUGCCUGAUAAUGGAUCGACUAAGUGCGAUUAUCCAUCUGAGCCAGUCCCUAUCGAUACAGUUCAGUUGCAGACUUGUUCAUUUAGUACUAAAAGUCAAAUUAUGUAA
Messenger RNA from Erigeron canadensis, 1437 nucleotides. RefSeq names its product probable polygalacturonase. The transcript is spliced from 6 exons. Gene Ontology annotation, molecular function: polygalacturonase activity. Lineage: Eukaryota; Viridiplantae; Streptophyta; Magnoliopsida; Asterales; Asteraceae. Gene Ontology annotation, biological process: carbohydrate metabolic process. The coding region runs from base 1 to 1437 and encodes 478 amino acids. The record is from RefSeq and is a predicted model, not a curated record.